This is a messenger RNA of Lotus japonicus, 2241 nucleotides long. RefSeq lists its product as uncharacterized. Bases 162 to 1754 code for a protein of 530 amino acids. The transcript is spliced from 14 exons. Gene Ontology annotation, cellular component: Ric1-Rgp1 guanyl-nucleotide exchange factor complex; Golgi membrane. Gene Ontology annotation, biological process: retrograde transport, endosome to Golgi. The record is from RefSeq and is a predicted model, not a curated record. NCBI's taxonomy places the organism in Eukaryota, Viridiplantae, Streptophyta, Magnoliopsida, Fabales, Fabaceae.
ACCUUUUUUAUUUUUUCUUUAAUUUAGAAUUUAUUGAAUAUUCCACAUUGUAGCUUCUGUCACUCAGAUCAGAUCCCGUUUGAGAAGAACACCCUCACAACUCUGAUCAUCAUCAUUGCUGGAAAUCCACACAGAGCUUCAAAUUCGGAACCCAAAGGGCAAUGCUACAGGGAAGGUUAUCGUUUUUCGGAGGUGGGGAUUCCCGUUUGGUGGAUAACAAUUCGUCAAAGGGUGAACCACUCGUUCCUACACUGAAGCUUGAAACGGAUAAACAAGUUUAUAGACCUGGUGAUCCAGUUGUUGUCACCAUCCAGAUCUCAAAUCCCUCAAAUGGGUAUUCGUUUUUGAUGGAAAGACUCAGUUUUGAGAUCAAAGGGAUUGAGAAAUUGGAUACUCAGUGGUUUGCAACACAGAAGCCUUUGCCUGGUUCAAAACAAAGGAGAGGUGAACAUGUUUUUUUGGACUGCUCUUGUCCAAUCCUAGUUGCAAAUCAGAUUGUGAAUGCUGGCACCAGCAAAUCAUAUGUGGUGCGAACGCUGCUGCCUAGCAUUAUUCCACCAUCUUACAAGGGUUCAAACAUUCGCUAUUUGUACUAUGUUAAAAGUGCAGUAACAGGAGGGUGGCUAAUACUAGAAAAUGGACAAUCUCACGCAGAGACUUCAAAUGAUGUUACUGAUUUGGAUGUUCGUAUUCCAUUACAAGUAUGGAUAAACCAGAAAAGCAGCGGCUUUCCAACUGAUGAAGAUAUUGUUCCCUUAACUACUGUACAACCGGAUAUAUUUUGGAAAGAGAUGGAUGGAGAUGCUGAUUGGGUUAGAGCAAAUGAUUUUUAUGAUGGUAUUGAGGAGGGAUAUGACAGCUCAAGGGAUGAUAUCUCAUCUGUUUCUUCAUAUAACCCCUCAAAAGAAAAUCUACACCGAGGCUUUGGAAGUUCUCUGUCAUUGCGAUCGUCUUCUGCAAGAUCAUUGGUCAGGGGUGCUUCUGCUUUGGAAAUUCAUCGAACAAGUUUAUCUUCAAAUAUGGCACUUCCUCGACUGUCUGUUGCUGUAUCUGAUCCUGGUGCUGAUGUCUUAUCAACCCAGAAGUCAUUUGGCAUAGUAUCCCCAAGUGAUCAGCAGCAGUUCAGAAAGCCAUUUUCUGCAGAUGAUGAUGCAGGAGUAUCCUCUUCACCUGAAGCUGGAGCUGAGUCUUUAUCAUCAGAAGGCUUCAUUAGAGGAAAGUCUUAUAACAUCAGACUUGAUGAUCAAGUUUUGCUUAAAUUUUCCCCUAAAAAUUCUGACUCUACUCAUUACUUCAGUGAUGUGAUAGGGGGGACUCUUACUUUCUUUCACGAAGAAGGAGCUCGGAGAUGCCUCGAGAUCUCAGUAACUUUGGAGACUUCAGAAACUAUAAAUCGGCGAUUUAUCCAUCCUUCUAGAAGAAACUCGCCUACAAUCACAAAGGUUCAGAGUGAUCAUCAUGAGGUUGUUGCAGAUUUGGUGCAGACAAGCUUUCUUUUUUCUGUCCCCAUGGAUGGUCCAAUGUCCUUCUCCACUCCGCAUGUAUCUGUCCAAUGGGUUCUCCGCUUUGAAUUUUUCACAACUCCAAAGCAUGUGGAUUGGUCUAAGUAUGAGCAUCCUCUUCUGAUUGAGGGAAGAGAAAGAACUGAAUGGGUUCUUCCAAUUACUGUACAUGCUCCACCACCUAGAACUUCUGCUUCUAGCACAAGAAGUGAGAAACUUUUCUCUCUGGAUCCUUUGUGGGUGCAAAAUUGAAGUUUAAUUAAACUGAAGCUAAAAUGGGUGCAAUCAAACAUUGCUGCCGGUGAAAUGCCAGAAUGAUACAUUUUAGACCAUUUAUCAACUCUGAAAUUCCCGAGAGAUCUUCAAGUUCAGUGUUACUUUGGAUUUUGGUUCCUUGCAAUCGGCGCAAUCCUAAAUUCACAUAUUCAAGUAAUUUUAGCCGUUCAAUCCAAGAUCAGAUGAUCCAUAGCUUUCAUUAAGAUCAGACAGCUUAGAUAAACUCAAUUUGAGCCGCGUGAUGUCGAUCGAAUGACUCAAAUAUAUUUACGGUGUGAAUUUAAGAUUUCCUUGACCGCAGGAAAUCCAAAUCUGUAUUUGUUUGCUUCUUGUUUUUCUUCUUUAGCCUUUGUUGCUGGGGUGAUUUAUGUCCCAAUGUCCCAUAAUUCAUCUAGUUCUUGAUUUUGUCUUCAUUUAAUUAUAAUAUUUUUUUCACUUGAUUGUGUGGAUGUGUUCGUUUCAA